UCACCCGCAGGCUCGGCGGAGACGCCCCAGGCCGGUGACAGCCCGUGCCGGUGGCUGCCCGGGCGGGUGCCAUGGCGGGGGGCGCGGGGCUGGCCAAGCGCCUGGGCACCUUCGUGUCGGGGCUACUGGAGUGCGGCGCCUUCUGCGGCAUCAUCUUCGGCUGGGCCUCCCUCGUCUUCGUCCUGAAGGAACGGGGCUACUUCCGGUGGCUGUGCCAGCCCUCCCCCACCAACCACACCGAGGGGCUCGGUACGGAACCCUGCCUGCCCCUGUCCUCGUGUCCCCACUGUCCCCAUACCCUUAUGUGCCCUGUGUGCCCGCUGUCCCUUUGCCUAAGUCUCUGCUGUCCCCAUGCUCACGUCUUUGCUGUCCCUAAUGUCCUGAUGCCCUGCAGCAUCCUGUGUCCCCACUGUCUCCAUGCCCAUGUCCCUGCUAGACCCCGGCCAUGUCUCCAGUAUCCUCAUGUCCCCAGUGUCCCCACAUCCCCAGUGUUUCCCUGGGUUCCUGCUGUCUGCUGUUCCUGUGCCCGCGGGUCCCUGCAUCCCCUCAUCCGUAGGAUGGGGCAGGAAGGUCCUGAUGGCACGAGGAGCACCCAUGGGGCUGGGGUCACCUGUGUUCCCCAGGACCCCAUCCCCAUGUGUCACUGCUGUCCCCUCAGCUCCCUCUAUGCCGGCGGGACCCUGCUCGUCGCCUUCUCCACUCCAGAGCUGGCAGUGCUGCUCUUCCCGGCCAUGUCCAUGUUGUCGGUGGGCGGCAUCCUCCUCAUCCUCACCAACAUGCAGGUGGGCAACCUGUUUGGGAAGUACCGCUCCAUCAUCAUCACCCUCUACAACGGGGCCUUCGACUCCUCCUCCGCCAUCUUCCUCAUUGUCAAGCUGCUGUACGCACAGGGGCUGUCCCUGCAAGCCAUGUUCCUCUUCCUGGCAGCCUGCAGCGCCUGGCACCUGCUGCGCACCCUCUUCCUGAUGCCACGCACCCGCGUCCCCUACCCAUGCACGCUGGAGGAGCGUGAAAUGCAAGAGGCGGCUGCCCUUCAUCUGUGA
Messenger RNA from Manacus vitellinus (golden-collared manakin), 1043 nucleotides. It is a transcript of the gene SLC43A3, whose product is annotated as solute carrier family 43 member 3. The transcript has 6 exons. The coding region runs from base 72 to 1043 and encodes 323 amino acids. The record is from RefSeq and is a predicted model, not a curated record. Lineage: Eukaryota; Metazoa; Chordata; Aves; Passeriformes; Pipridae.